AGUGUGCCGCCGUGAAUCCAGGAGCUAAGAUGCUAAAUAGCCAGCUCCUUUUUGAAAAACUCGCCGACUUAGAGGACGAGGAUCCCGCGGACUAUUGUCACAUGGGCCUCAAAGGAGGCACCAAACCUAACAUUUUUAACUUCUAGAUAGUGCGUGUUUUUGCAAUAUAUGUUCUAUCUGUUUGUACAGAAAUAAGAAAAUUCAAAUUGUAUAAUUUCGUUUUGGUAAAAUUUUUUUCGGAGUUUUUUCGACGCCAUUCGAGCGCAGACUUCGGGUCAAACGGGUACUGUAUAUAGUGUAUUUAGGGACCAAACUAUAUUUAAUGUGCAUAUAACUAAUAGGUACUAGUUGUUUAGGAUAUUCACAAAGUGCAAGAACUAAAAUGUCGCUAGAAACUCCAACUUCAACAGCAAAAUUACCAUUGUGUUUUGAAGAUCUAUUUUACCAGUGCGAGGUCAGUGACGUGAAUGGCAAUAUAUCCAACCACACUUUAUCAGUUCCUCAUUAUCCAAGUGGCUACACUAUCACUCAAAUAGCAGUGGCAUCCAUUGUUGUUACCGUUCUCAUGAUAGUGAUUGUUGUGGGUAACAUGUUGGUUAUAAUAGCGAUAAGUACUGAAAAAGCUCUAAAAAACAUUCAAAACUGGUUUAUAGCUUCUUUAGCUGUAUCGGACUUUUUUCUCGGAUUAAUAAUUAUGCCGUUUUCGUUAGCCAAUGAGUUGAUGGGAUACUGGGUGUUUGGAUUGUGGUGGUGUGAAAUUCACUCGGCAAUGGACGUACUGCUCAGUACCGCAUCCAUAAUGAAUCUUUGUUUGAUUUCUCUAGAUCGGUACUGGAGCAUAACGCAAGCCGUUGAAUAUUUGAAAAAACGAACUCCAGUGAGGGCUAUAGUGAUGAUUGCAGCUGUCUGGGUAUUGUCUGCCUUAAUAUGCAUUCCACCAUUACUUGGAUGGAAAGUAGCAAGACCAAAAGAUGAACAGUAUCCUAAAUGCCAGCUUAGCGAAGAACCGGGAUACGUAGUAUACUCGGCGUUGGGAUCUUUCUACAUUCCAUCUUGUAUCAUGGUAUUUGUGUACAUACGAAUUUACUACGCAGCAAAAGCUAGGGCCCGCAGGGGGAUUCGUAAGCCACCUCGAAAACAACCUCAGGAUGCCGUCACCAGCUUUUCUAACAGCCCUGGGGGCGCUAGAAACGGUACGACUGAAAGAAGCGAAGGGUCUGCAGGUGGUUCCAUAGUUGAUAGAAACAGCAAUAACUCGCCGCAUAAUGCUGAGAGCCAAAUUGCCACUAUUGAAGCCCAUCCUAGACCUAUGACCAUUCCAACUGUCACGUGUGAUUUAGCGUCAGAUAUUUCCACUAGCGACAAUGCAGAAAAUACACAGGAUGGCCAAGACCAAAAAGAUACGUUGAAAGUUUUCAGCCCAGGUUCUUGCCAAUUAGUUCGCAAUCCUCUAGCGCAGUGUCAAUUUAGCGGCUCCACGUUGUCGGUCAACGGUGAACUUCAACAACAAGCCGCAGCUUUCACUCGUAACAGACAACCAUCAAUGGGCAUCGAAACCGACAUGGUUAGCGAAUUCGAUCCAAGUAGCUCUGAUUCGGGUGUGGUUGCUCAAUGUGCCGCUAUAAAACCACUCAAGCUGAGACUUUGUAAACCGAUAUUUGGUCGUAAUAAACAUCAUACGUCGCGUAGCAGAAACGAAGAAAAACCUCCCAAAUCACCCACAAGUGAACAAGCUUUAGUGGAAUACGUGGUACCGCGUGUUAACAAACCUAAAGAUCCCGAACGGGAGAAAAGACGAUUAGCUCGGCAGAAAGAAAAAAGGGCAACUCUAAUUUUGGGGUUGAUUAUGGGUUCCUUCAUAGCUUGUUGGCUACCGUUCUUCUUUAUGUACAUAUUGAGGCUAGCUUAUCCUUUCCCGCAGAUUGCUUUCUCUACUGCCUUUUGGCUAGGUUACAUGAAUUCGGCACUGAAUCCAGUCAUAUAUACAAUUUUCAAUAAGGAUUUCCGAAGAGCAUUCAGGAGGAUAUUAUUUAAGUGAUGUAUGUCCUAUGUGUGCUGCUAUAAGUGCGUUGGUAAUAAAAUCCGUACCGCGCAAUUUCGCAGCGCACCUAGCGCCUUAUAUCGACAUUGAACCUAUUUGACAAUCCUUGUCUCCCACUCACAACUAGCUUUAAUUUAGUUUAGUUUUUAACUUACAUCGUUAUCUAUUAGUAGAAAAUAUUUCAGUAACAUUACAUGACACAAUUGAA
Diorhabda carinulata is the source of this 2249-nucleotide messenger RNA. RefSeq names its product alpha-2C adrenergic receptor (gene Octalpha2R). Gene Ontology annotation, cellular component: membrane. Bases 383 to 2038 code for a protein of 551 amino acids. The transcript is spliced from 7 exons. NCBI's taxonomy places the organism in Eukaryota, Metazoa, Arthropoda, Insecta, Coleoptera, Chrysomelidae. The record is from RefSeq and is a predicted model, not a curated record. Gene Ontology annotation, molecular function: G protein-coupled amine receptor activity. Gene Ontology annotation, biological process: adenylate cyclase-activating adrenergic receptor signaling pathway.